Molecule: messenger RNA, 1237 nt
Organism: Tarenaya hassleriana
Lineage: Eukaryota; Viridiplantae; Streptophyta; Magnoliopsida; Brassicales; Cleomaceae
Product: phosphoglycerate mutase-like protein 2
Exons: 10
Coding region: 38-979 (313 amino acids)
Cellular component (GO): cytoplasm
Molecular function (GO): phosphatase activity
Source: RefSeq, a predicted model, not a curated record
CGUUAAGAGUUCCCACAACGGAAUCAGCACAGUGCCAAUGGCCGCCAUUAUUUCUAUUUCCUAUUUUGCCUCUUCCUCUUCGCCUUCUUCCUCUUUAUCUUCCCCUCUCCUUCUUCAAUCUGUUCCUUCUCUGCGUCUUCGUCUUCGUCGGUCCAUUGACAUUCUUUCUCCCCGUUGCAGCGCAACUCCCUCUCACGUUUCAGACAUGGAUGCUGCCCCGAGUCAAGGUCUCUACCCACUCCACCGCUGCAAAACCAUACAUCUGGUGAGGCAUGCUCAAGGGAUUCAUAACGUGGAAGGAGAGAAAAACCAUGAUGCUUACUUAUCUGAGGAACUUUUCGAUGCCCAGCUUACUCCUCUUGGGUGGCAACAGGUUGAUAACCUUCGCAAGCAUGUUAAGGAAAGUGGACUCUCUAAGAGAAUCGAGCUGGUGAUCGUUUCUCCUUUACUGAGGACUUUGCAAACAGCUGUUGGAGUUUUUGGUGGUGAAGGUUACACAGAAAGAGUUAAUGCACCUCCUCUCAUGGUCACAAAUGCAGGGAAGAGCAAUCGUGCCGCUAUAGCAUGUUUAGAUUGCCCACCAUUCUUAGCAGUGGAACUAUGCCGAGAACAUUUGGGUGUUCAUCCUUGUGACAGGAGAAGCAAUAUCAUAAAGUACCGGGAACUAUUUCCUGCAGUUGAUUUUUCGUUGAUAGAAACUGAUGAAGAUGUUCUGUGGAAUCCCGACAUUAGGGAGAAGAAAGAAGAAGUUGCAGCCAGAGGCGUGAAGUUCAUGGACUGGUUGUCUACAAGGAAAGAGAAGGAGAUUGCCGUCGUCACUCACAGCGGAUUCUUGUAUCACACCUUAUGUUCAUUCGGAAACGAUUCUGACCCAUCUCUGAAAUCCGAAAUCUCCAGACAUUUCGCCAACUGUGAGCUUCGUUCUAUGGUUCUGGUGGAUAAAUGUGUGAGAAGUUCGGAUCCUGCAACGGCUAACUAACUCUGUCCCGGGAAGAUGCAUUUUGGGGAAGAUCUUCCAAGCAAUGUUUCAGACGUGUGAGCAGAGAAAGAAGAUUGUCUGAAAGUGAAACCGAACUCACAAGUGAAGUGUUUCAAACAGUAACAGUAAUGGUAUAUGAUUGAUUCGUCAAAGAUCUGAGAUUUAGGUACACCAAAGAACAAGUAAACAUUGAAAGGUUCAUUCUUUGUCUCGACAGAUUUUUGAGAUUCAAUCCGUAGAUAGGAUCUCAAUCGUUGA